CAUUUGAUAGGAAGCGCUACCGAAAUUUAAGAAAUUAUGCUAAUCUCUUUCGCCGUGCGAAUUCAGAUUAGUACGUAUAUUGUUCAUACAUACACAAUUGAGGGCAUAGGACUGUUCUCAGUUGCUUUUCCUUAAGGCGUCAAUGGACGUGAUUCUUCACUAAUUCAGUUGAACAGACAACAUUGCAGAUGGAGACAAUGGCUCUAACAUUGCAGCAAAACAUUCCCAUUACCAUGAAUUUCAGAUCGGGAAAUUCAAAGCAGAGUCGGGAAAACCCAAAAAGCCGCCGCACCAGUCUUCAAAAAUCACGCCAAACCCAACUGGAUUUCAAUCAGCAAAUCCCAACCAGAACCAAACUCGAAGCUCUUGAAACUGUCAUCACUAAAAUAGAAGUCACUGUGAAAAAUGGCACUGAUAUAUACGACCCGCAAAUCUUUGCUUCCCUUUUAGAAACAUGCUUUCAAUUGCAGGCUAUUGAUCAUGGUAUCCGUGUUCAUGAACUCAUUCCCGAGAAACUUUUACGUAAAAAUGUGGGCAUUUCAUCGAAGCUGAUUAGACUUUACGCCUGCAGUGGACAAACUCAGAAGGCCCAUCAACUGUUUGAUAAAAUGCCUAAGAGAAAUGCCUCGGCAUUUCCUUGGAAUUCGAUUAUAUCAGGAUAUGCUGAGAAGGGUUUGUUUGAAGAUGCGUUAGCCAUGUAUUUCCAGAUGGUGGAAGAGGGUGUGGAGCCUGAUUGUUACACAUUCCCUCGUGCAUUGAAGGCUUGUGGAGGUAUUGGGUUGAUUCACGUAGGAGAAGAAGUUCAUCGGCAUGUGAUUCGUCGUGGGUUUGGAAGUAAUGGGUUUAUUCUAAAUGCACUUGUUGAUAUGUAUUCAAAAUGUGGUGAUAUUGUUAAGGCUCAAAAGCUCUUUGAUCAAAUUGGAACAAAGGAUUUGGUUUCUUGGAAUUCUAUGCUCAUUGGAUACAUGAGGCAUGAGCUGAUAAGUAAAGCGUUAAACCUGUUUCGUCUUAUGAUAUGUGAUGGAAUAGAACCUGACUCUGUCUCUAUAUCAGCAUUACUUGUGGCCAGAUUACAUCACUCAAUUGGGAAACAAAUUCAUGGAUGGGUUCUUCGUCGAGGGACUAAUCAAGAAUUGUCCAUUGUUAACUCAUUGGUUGAUUUCUAUGCAGACCAGAAAAAUUUGAAGCAAGUGAGAUGGUUGUUUGAACAUAUGCAUGAACGGGAUGUAGUAUCAUGGAAUUCAGUCAUUUCUGCUUACUAUAAGCAUCCUGAAGAAGCCCUAUUGUACUUUGAGAAAAUGGUGAAAUCUGGUGACCUGCCGGACAGUGUCACAUUUGUGUCGUUAUUGUCGGCAUGUGCCCAUUUAGGGAAACUAGAGGACGCGGAGAGGCUGUUUAGAAAUAUGAAAGAGAGGUAUGAUAUCAGUCCAAGGAUGGAACAUUAUAGUUGUAUGGUGAAUCUAUAUGGGAGGUUAGGAUUGAUAGACAAAGCUUUUGAUUUUGUUACGAAGAGAAUGGAAUUCGAAGCUGGACCAACAGUUUGGGGUGCAUUGUUAUAUGCUUGCUACAGACAUGGCAAUGUUAAAAUAGGAGAGGUAGCGGCGCAACAUCUGUUCGAGUUGGAGCCAGAUAAUGACCACAAUUUUGAGCUUUUGAUGAAGAUUUAUAAGAAUGCUGGUCUGAUAAAGGAUGUAGAGAGAAUAAAGCUAAUGAUGAUAGAACGAGGAUUGGAUACUUCGAUACCAUACCAAAGAUGUUGAACUUUCUUAAAACGACAUUUUGUCAAUGAUUUUGCGGAUACACAAUACUCCCUAGUGUAUGUAUUUCUUUACACUUUGCACCACAUGCUUUGGUUUUCUUAAUGAUUUGCCUUCUUUAUUGUGCUUAUCUUCGUAAAUUGAAUCAAUGAAAAGUUAGCCAAAAGUUUUACCAUAA
Messenger RNA from Solanum dulcamara, 1935 nucleotides. Its product is annotated as pentatricopeptide repeat-containing protein At4g25270, chloroplastic. The coding region runs from base 189 to 1760 and encodes 523 amino acids. NCBI's taxonomy places the organism in Eukaryota, Viridiplantae, Streptophyta, Magnoliopsida, Solanales, Solanaceae. The record is from RefSeq and is a predicted model, not a curated record. The transcript has a single exon. Gene Ontology annotation, molecular function: RNA binding; protein binding. Gene Ontology annotation, biological process: RNA modification.